AUGUCAGACUCUAACGAAGUAAUUCCUGGAUUAAUGCAGAAAAAAGUAUUCAAAAUUAUAGUAUUAGGUGACUCGGGGGUGGGAAAAACAUGCCUCACUUAUCGUUUUUGUGAAGGACAGUUCCUUGAUAAGUCAGAAGCAACGAUAGGUGUAGAUUUUAGAGAAAGGACGAUACGCAUACGUAAUGAAGAAAUUAAGCUUCAACUGUGGGAUACAGCAGGACAAGAAAGAUUCCGCAAAUCCAUGGUGCAGCACUACUACAGGAAUGUCCAUGCCGUUGUUAUUGUGUAUGAUGUCACUAAACCAGAAACAUUUCAUUCCAUAGCAAGCUGGAUGCAGGAAGUAGAGUCUCAUGGUCUGAUGGGGGCUCCUCGUGUACUAGUUGGAAAUAAAUGUGAUUGCGGCACUCCUGAGUCUCGUCUUGCAACUACUUAUGCACAAAGGCUUGCAGAUAAGUAUGGCAUGCCUUUAUUUGAAACCUCAGCUCUUCUAGACUCAGAGUGUAACAAUGUGGAGUCCAUUUUCAUGACUCUCGCACACAAGCUGUACUCCAAACAACCUCUGCGUGUUAUCAGUGUGGAGGGCGAACGCGGUCCCAGACUCGUCACGCUGCAGCGACAGAAGCGAAACACAAAUACCAAUAACGACACUUGCCUCUGCAGC
Brenthis ino (lesser marbled fritillary) is the source of this 663-nucleotide messenger RNA. Lineage: Eukaryota; Metazoa; Arthropoda; Insecta; Lepidoptera; Nymphalidae. The record is from the annotation of a GenBank genome assembly.